GUUAUAUCAAUUAAUACACAUUUCCGCAAACGCAAUCCGAAUGCGUUUGUAAAAUAGUGUAAUGCCAAACAUUAUUUCCUGUAUAUUUAUGAAGCGCUUCCUUUUUGUAUCGUGGGCUUUACGUAUAUGGGUUUGUAAGAUUGUUCUGCAAUGCAAAUUUUCGUAAAAACCCUUACGGGUAAAACCAUCACUCUUGAGGUUGAACCUUCGGAUACUAUCGAACAUGUUAAAGCCAAAAUCCAAGAUAAGGAAGGGAUUCCACCAGAUCAACAGCGUUUAAUUUUUGCCGGAAAACAAUUGGAGGAUGGUCGCACAUUGGCAGACUACAACAUUCAGAAGGAGUCUACAUUACACUUAGUCCUUCGUCUUAGAGGUGGUGCUAAGAAACGUAAGAAGAAGAACUACUCCACCCCAAAAAAGAUUAAACACAAGAGGAAGAAGGUUAAGCUAGCUGUGUUGAAAUAUUACAAGGUUGAUGAAAACGGAAAAAUACACCGUCUACGUCGGGAAUGCCCAGGUGAAAACUGUGGAGCUGGUGUUUUCAUGGCAGCUCAUGAAGAUCGCCAUUACUGCGGAAAAUGCCAAUUAACAUUCGUAUUUUCUAAACCAGAAGAUAAAUAAAAGUUUCUAACAAGUGUGUUAAAACAAUAUAUAAGAA
This is a messenger RNA of Zeugodacus cucurbitae (melon fly), 658 nucleotides long. RefSeq names its product ubiquitin-40S ribosomal protein S27a (gene RpS27A). The transcript has 3 exons. Gene Ontology annotation, cellular component: ribosome; nucleus; cytoplasm. The record is from RefSeq and is a predicted model, not a curated record. Gene Ontology annotation, biological process: modification-dependent protein catabolic process; protein ubiquitination; translation. Gene Ontology annotation, molecular function: ubiquitin protein ligase binding; protein tag activity; structural constituent of ribosome. Lineage: Eukaryota; Metazoa; Arthropoda; Insecta; Diptera; Tephritidae. The coding region runs from base 151 to 621 and encodes 156 amino acids.